CAGAGCGGAUAGAAAAAUAAAGUAAACCAAACACAAGAGAAAAGUCGAAAAACAGAGGAUAGGAAGCAAGAGCGCCACACAUCGAAAAUCCAAAUGGCAUCGACGGUGAUUGCGGCGGCAGCAUCUUCCUCCAUGGCGGCCACUGCCAUCAGAGCCACCCGCUGCUAUGCCUUGCCUUACCUCCCUCCUCGCUCCUCCUCAUCUUCCCAAUCCUUUCCCAUCAAACAAGUCUCACUCACAGCCUCAGAGUCCCGCAGGUUUGCUCCUUUCCAGACCAGAGCCUCUUCUUCAGAAGAAUCCCCAGUCGAUGCUAAUGAGAUUUUCACAGACUUGAAGGAAAAGUGGGAUGCGGUUGAAAACAAAUCCACAGUAAUUAUCUAUGGAGGAGGGGCAGUAGUUGCUGUUUGGCUAUCAUCAAUUCUAAUUGGUGCCGUCAACUCAGUACCUUUGCUUCCCAAAAUCUUGGAGCUGGUGGGGCUUGGAUACACUGGAUGGUUUGUCUACAGAUACCUUCUCUUCAAGUCGAGCAGAAAAGAACUAGCCACGGAUAUUGAAUCAUUGAAGAAGAAGAUUGCAGGAACUGAAUAAAUUUGCAUUGCUGGGCAGUGGAUGUAUCUUCUCCAAAAACAAAAAAAAACAAUGUAUUUUGGUACUCUGCGUCCCUGCUGUAAGAUGUAAUUGUAUCUUGUAUUCUGUAAUGUAGAAUAGGCCUUGUAUGAGUUCUAUUACUCUGUAUUUCCCGGUUCAUUAUUGUAAUAAGAUUUGGCAAUUUCAUCUGUGCUUAAA
Messenger RNA from Populus trichocarpa (black cottonwood), 786 nucleotides. RefSeq names its product protein CURVATURE THYLAKOID 1A, chloroplastic. The transcript has 5 exons. Bases 94 to 588 code for a protein of 164 amino acids. The record is from RefSeq and is a predicted model, not a curated record. Gene Ontology annotation, cellular component: thylakoid; chloroplast thylakoid membrane. Lineage: Eukaryota; Viridiplantae; Streptophyta; Magnoliopsida; Malpighiales; Salicaceae.